Paramisgurnus dabryanus is the source of this 1201-nucleotide messenger RNA. RefSeq lists its product as uncharacterized. Gene Ontology annotation, molecular function: metal ion binding. Lineage: Eukaryota; Metazoa; Chordata; Actinopteri; Cypriniformes; Cobitidae. The record is from RefSeq and is a predicted model, not a curated record.
ACGUCAUCACAGUACCAUUCCGCGCCACGCGACGGCAACAUCACGCAUUUGCUUCAUUCAGCUUACAAUCCACGAAGAAACGCUUGUUUCCGCAUAAAAAGCGAUUAUAAACAGCGAAUCUUACUUGCAUUUUUUAGCGAAUUUGGAUACUAUAUUUUGUAUUUCAGUAGAUAUGAAUUCGCUUGUGGGAUACGGGGUCUCGUCUGAAUCAGAGGAUGAAGAGACGGGGGAGGGCAAUGGAAAUGAGUCCUUCAAAAAGACUGACGGUACUGCAGAGGAAACGAAAAGCCGUAAUUUCCUGCUGGAGUCCGAGUCACCUUCCAGCGAGUCUGAAUCUGGUCCAGAUAAUGAGGAUGAAGAGGUGAUCAAACACCCAUCCUUGAAGCCCUUGCUGACCCCAACCGCCCAUCCUCACACUCAGAAGCUCCCACCUCCGCCCCUGGGAGGCUCCGGCUCAGGUGGAGUUCUCACAGGCAGCAGUGUGUUCACAAACCCAUUCAAAGAAAUGGCAGAUGAGAGACUACAUGUCCUGCAGAAACACGUACCUCUUACUCUACAAGCCUGCCCCACCCAGAUCGGUGGCAAGCGGAUAUGUUUGGCUUACAGAAAGAAUGGCCGGUGCCGUUUUGGAAGCAGCUGCAAGUUUGCACAUGACAGUGAUCUGCAGAAUAACCGGACGGUCACCUCUGACAAUGCACCAAAAGACAAUGCCACUGCCAGUGCUGCUGGGACACAGGAUCAUUCUUCCUGUGAUGUUAACAGGGAGGCAGAUGAUGAUGAUAAAGAGAGUGAACGGCGGAAAAAGAAGAGAGUAGGGGUUAAUGAUUCUCUUAUUCCACCAAAACGUGCUCUUAAGAUGUAUGCAAGGCUCUCGCAUCCCUAAAGAAGACUUUACCACACACUUUAAGAAUAACAAAUAAGUAUUGGUUGCUAAAUGUUGCAAGGGAUCUUGUGUUAUUGCAUGUAUAAUGUGUAGUAAUGGACAGAAAUAAAGAUGUACCAUUUCAAAAAAGGACACUACUGUAAAUCAGAUCCUUCAGGAAAAAUAUUUAUAGUACUGCAUCUUAGUAACUUAACUUUGUGGAACACAAAUGUGAAAAUUCUUUUACAUAUAUGAUAUGAUACACAGUUGCAAGUAUCAUUUUUAUAUCUAAUUGUACAAUUUGGGACAUUAAUUUUAAAUGUGAAUACAUGUUUGUUG